UCCAAUCACUCUCAAAUUAAUGGUCCCAUUCCCCUUCCUUCCUCCUUCCUCCUUCCUCCUUCCUCCUUCGCCAUUUAUUAUUCAAUUGUAUUCAUAAAUUAGGUAGAUACAAGUCUUCAUAUAAAUAUCCUCUCUCAGCUCUAUUCCUCUCUCGUUCUCUGCUCUUCUCUUCUGCCAUUUGAUUCACUAUUAUCCAUUUUGACAUUCCGGCUGCAAUCUUGUUUCCGAUACUCUCGCCUAAGUUAGGAUGUUCCGCGGGUGCAGAAUACCGCUCUGCGGAUGCUUCGGGAAUCCGGGCGACUCGGAUCUGGGCCCGGCCCAGGCCCGCGUCGGCGAUGAACCGGAAACCGAGCCGGAGGAGGAGAAGGAGAAGGGGGCGGCGGUGCCGCGGCGGUUCGGUUGGGAGGAGGUCGAGAUUGCCACCUCCUCGGUGGUCGGGGAGGGAGGAACCAGCACUGUCUACCUCGCUCGUCUCCCGGAUUCGUCCCUUGCCGCCGUCAAGCUACACCGCCCCAGCGAGCGCCUCCACCGCGCCUUCCGGCAGGAGCUCAACGUUCUGCUCCGCCUCCGCCACCCCCACAUCGUCCGCCUCGUCGGCUAUUGCGAUGAGCGUGAGGAAGAAGGGGCUUUGGUGUUCGAGUACUUACCGAAAGGGAGCCUCCACGAGCAGCUCCACGGAGAGGGCAGCGGAGAGGUGCUGCCGUGGGCGCGGCGAAUGGCGAUCGCGCACCAGGUGGCGCAGGCGCUGGAGUACUUGCACGACGGCUGCGACCCCCAGGUGGUGCACGGUGACGUGAAGUCCGCAAACGUGCUCCUCGAUGCGCGGAUGGAGGCGAAGCUGUGCGACUUUGGAUCGGCCCGGGUGGGAUUCUCGGCGGCGGUGGCGCCGCCCAGAUCCGGCCGGGUCAUGGUGGUGGGCUCGCCGGGAUACGUCGACCCGCACUACCUCCGGUCUGGCAUGGUCUCCAAGAAGAGCGACGUGUACAGCUUCGGGGUACUGCUGCUGGAGCUCGUCACCGGCGAGGAGGCGUUCGACGCCGAGCGCGAGCGCCGUUUAACAGCGGAGAUGGCUCCUGUGCUUCGCGAUCCGGAGGGACGGACCGCGGAGGCGGUGGACGUCGGAUUGGGCGGUGCGUACGACUUCGGAGAAGCGGCGGCGAUGCUAGCGACGGCCGCAGCGUGCCUGGGGAAUAACCCCGGCCUCCGCCCCACGAUGGCGGAGGUGGUUGGGAUGCUGCGGGCGACGGCGUCGGCGUCCAUCGCCGCCGUGGCAGCGAGGUUGGGAGGCAAAACAGAGUCAUAAAUGUUAGGGAAAUUGGCUGCCUAUUCAGUUCGUGACUUAGCUCGUAACGAUUCGCGUAUAGAUAACGAUUUACGAGAGGAUGCGAAAUUGUAUAAUAUGUAAUUCGAAAAAAUAAUAAAUUGUAUAAUGUAGUUUUUUUGGUUUAAAAGAUAUAUUCAUUUAUUGUAGUGAGAAA
This is a messenger RNA of Zingiber officinale, 1478 nucleotides long. Its product is annotated as salt tolerance receptor-like cytoplasmic kinase 1. Gene Ontology annotation, cellular component: plasma membrane. The record is from RefSeq and is a predicted model, not a curated record. Gene Ontology annotation, molecular function: ATP binding; protein kinase activity. Lineage: Eukaryota; Viridiplantae; Streptophyta; Magnoliopsida; Zingiberales; Zingiberaceae. Gene Ontology annotation, biological process: protein phosphorylation. The transcript has 2 exons. The coding region runs from base 248 to 1303 and encodes 351 amino acids.